Messenger RNA from Trichoplusia ni (cabbage looper), 3565 nucleotides. It is a transcript of the gene twf, whose product is annotated as twinfilin. Gene Ontology annotation, molecular function: actin filament binding; actin monomer binding. The record is from RefSeq and is a predicted model, not a curated record. The coding region runs from base 166 to 1197 and encodes 343 amino acids. Gene Ontology annotation, cellular component: actin filament; cytoplasm; myofibril. Gene Ontology annotation, biological process: positive regulation of neuron projection development; barbed-end actin filament capping; actin filament depolymerization. Lineage: Eukaryota; Metazoa; Arthropoda; Insecta; Lepidoptera; Noctuidae. The transcript has 9 exons.
CUUGUGAAUUGACGUCUACUGUCAUCACUAAUGGUGAAACAGUGAAUGGGGUUUUCAACUUUUAAUAUUUAAUUUCUUUUUGCAGUUUAAUUUGUACAGUUCAUUUGUGAGAUAUAUUGUUUUGUGAAGUGAGUAUAUUGUACAAUAACCGUAAGAAAAACUGCAAUGUCUCAUCAAACAGGAAUCCAAGCCAAUGCAGAAUUGAAGAAAUAUUUGGGCAAAUGUAGAGAUGGAAAGAUCAGAGUGUUGAAAAUCAGCAUUGACAAUGAACAGCUGGUGCUAUCCAAAUAUUACCCUCCGAAGCACUCAUGGGAGCAAGACUUUGACAAAUAUGUCCCGUCAUUGGUUGUGGAUGAUCUGCCAUGUUAUAUUUUAUAUAGAUUUGACUCAACAAAUUCCGUUGGGCAUGAAUGGCUACUACUCAGCUGGUCUCCUGACAGUGCUCCGGUGAGACACAAGAUGCUGUACGCCUCCACUAAAGCUACCUUAAAGCAAGAGUUUGGAUCGUCACACAUUAAGGAUGAAAUGCAUGCAACUGUUAAGGAUGAAGUCAGCUUGAAAGGUUACAAGGCGCAUCUGAGCGGGGUGAGUGCGCCCGCCCCCCUCACCGACAGAGAAGAGGCCUUGAAGGAGCUACAGGAGAGUGAACACAACACUAACUAUGGAACUGAUGCAAGGCAAUCAACAAUGGGUGGUGUGUCAUUCCCUAUAACGGAAGCUGCCAAACAAGGUUUAAAUGAUCUCAAACGAGGUUCCUAUAACUACUUACAAUUUAAGAUAGAUUUAGUAGAAGAACAGAUUCACCUGUCAAAAGCGGCAAACAUAUCGCUGACAGACCUCCCGCAGCAAGUACCGGCCGACCAGGCCAGAUACCAUUUGUAUAUAUUCAAGCACACGCACGAGAGCGACUAUAUGGAGAGCAUAGUGUUCAUCUAUUCAAUGCCCGGCUACAACUGCAGUAUUAAGGAAAGAAUGAUGUAUUCAAGUUGUAAAGGCCAGUUCUUAGAAAUUAUUGAAAAAAUGGGUGUUGAAAUAGCGAAAAGGUUGGAAAUCGACGACGGAAAGGAAUUGACCGAAGAGUUCUUAUACAGUGAGAUACAUCCAACAAGAAACCUGCAUCGUCCGGCCUUCGCCAAGCCAAAAGGCCCGCCUAAUAGGGGUGCGAAACGAAUCACCAAGUCGCAAGCUACGCAGUAAUUAUACAGAGAUUAUGCGGCUUAAGGGCACUUAGAGAUACGAGGCUGAAGAAGUGCAGCAGUGGCGCCAUUGUGAUAAGACAUCAGCUCCACUUUUAUGUUUCAUACGAUAUAUAGAAGUGCAGUAGCGAUGCCACAUAUAAAUAGUACAGUUCAAUACGCAAAAUUGACCAACCAACCAACCUGUUUUUACCAAGUAGCACAACCAGAACUCAUUGAAAUUGAUGUGCAGUAGUUUUAAAAAUCAAAUUUAGUUAGUCGACUUCAUUUUUGCGUAGUAAAGAUACGUUUUAACAUUUUUUGAUUAAUGUUCAUACUCAAUAUAAAAGCAGAACCUAACAAUAUGAAUUUCACAAAGAUCGCUAGAAUUUACUGAUCUUUGUGUGCUGCACACUGGCGCCACUGCGACACUUCCAUCCGCCUCUUAUUUAAAGCCGUUUCAAACAAUAGUCAACUAAGUUUAAAGAAUAGUUUUAUACGCCCUGUUUCAUCCGCGUUUUUGUUCAACUCUUGACGACUAAAGCUUGAUGGUGACUUUUAAUAACCUUCCACAUCAUGAUAUGAAUACAAAUGAAUUUAGAUAUUAGUAUGAACCCAAACAAGCGAUAAGUUUUAAUAAAAUAGUUUAUUUUUGUAUUGAGCUAGCUUGCUUUUAUGAAAUUAUGUAAAAUGAGACUAAAUCUUCGAUUGCAAUAUUGAGGAACAAAAGCCGUUUUUUCAAUGAAUUAAAGCCGAAUAUUUUUUUAAAGGAACCGCGUGAUUUAGGCGUUCCUUAAAACCAUAUAAUAAGUACAUGCUUCAAUAUAUAAAAUCAUUCAUUAACCUCUAUGAGUAAGGUUUAUAUUGCUGAAAAGACUGGAGGUCAAUGUGCAAUAAUACAAAAAAAAUUAUUAGAAAAAAUGUUUAAAACGUUUAUUCUAUUUUUAAAAUGUAUUGGUAAAUGUUUGAUUAAUAAUUUAUGUAAAAUGGUAUACCUAAAAAAAUAUGUAAUGUGUAGAAAUUGAAUUUAACUGAUUAUAGUAUUAUUAACGUAAAAACGAAUUAGACGACUAUGAAGUUCAGGUGUACCCUUGAUCAUAAAUAAUGAAUUAUUAUCUACUUUUAAAAAGAGGAAAUAAUAACGGGAUAAAGUAACAUGAAAUGUGUAUUUUAUUUUCUUUGUGUAAACUAAUAAUGUGCUACAACGAUUUAAAUUUAUAUUUUUUGUAAUCUAUAAAAGUAAUGUGUAAUAUAUUUUGUCCAUUAAAUGAAUUCUACUCCGAAUACUAUACAAAAUAAUGUUAUCUUAAAGUUUGUCUUUAAUAUUUCACUUUGGUAAUUGAAACUGGUUCCAAAUAAUAACAUCUGCACGUGAGAAGAUUUAAAGGGUGUUUAAAGGCAGGACCCACUAUUCCACUAUUUAAAAUCGCUGAUGAAUUAAUGGAAUUAUUGUUAAAAUUAAACUAUUCGCUUUCUCUUAAGCCCCAUUGUAAAUAGCGGAAUCGGGGCCCUGAUCAGAGGCCUACGGGCAGACUAAACUGAUACCAGUUAAAAGUUAAGUGCAUGACAAUCAUUAUUGAUGUUUCAGUAUUCGGUCAUUUUACAUAAAAACAUUGGAGCAAUAACGAUAGCGAGGGUACUUUAAGUCACGUGUUAAUGUAAUGCAAUCUAUAAUUAUGUGUACUCGUUAUAAAAGUAUUAUUAACAGUCAUUAGGUAGUAGGACUGUUUCAAUACCUAAUAUGUAUAUUUUUAUGAUAAUUAUAAUGAACGCAUAUGUAGCUCAAUAAAAUUAAUUAUUAUAUAGAUCUUGCCAUUUUUAAAGUUUUGUAACUUUUAUUAUAGAACCAAAGCGUUCAUUAUUAUCUCGUUUCAAUAAUUAUAAGCCUUAGCGUUUUUUACCUUUCGUAUUUUUAAAAUUAAGCGAAAACAAUUUGUUUUUUAUUUUAAUUCCUAAAAUUGUUGCACAAAUACGAUAAAUAUGAAAUUUAUAAAUACCUACAUAUUUCCUUAUAUUUUUGUAAAUCGGUUUGACCAUACCUGUAUUGUGCAAUGUGUAUAACAAUAAAUUGCUUUUAAUAUAACUUUGUUUUUUUAUCUUUCAAGUACGUAACAGGCUAAUUUUCAAGAUGCUAUAAGUGUGAGCCUGGACAUUAUGAACACCUUAACUGUACUACAUAUGUUUAGGAACCAGAAAAGUUAAGCUCUCCAAAUCGUGGUGUGUCGUUUUGUCUAAGAAUUUAAUUUAAAAUAUAACGCGACUAAAAAUCAAUGUAAAGCAAAAUAGAUUUAAUUUAUUUAAUAUGAUUGUAUAAUAAGACCCCAAGAUUGCUUACCUUGUUCAAUAUAUACCUAAGUAGUAUAGUUCUACCGAAAUUACACAGUGCCCCU